Gongylonema pulchrum is the source of this 1446-nucleotide messenger RNA. The record is from the annotation of a GenBank genome assembly. Lineage: Eukaryota; Metazoa; Nematoda; Chromadorea; Rhabditida; Gongylonematidae.
AUGAAGUUUCGCUCAUUGCGGCGCCGAAUGGGAUUGAUUGAGAAGGAUUUACGAUGCAUUCUUCAGCUGGGCUUUGGAUUUAUGCUGCUCUUCUCGGCCUUCAACAGCCAGGGCUUCAUCGAAGUUAGUUUGCAACCCCGUGCUCGUUUGCGCCGCACUGUUAGCUACUCGAUGCUGAUGAUGCCGACUCGCACUAAGGCUGUCGCACUGUUUAACAAACUGGAGAUUAUUUUCAGUUUGGCAAUCAUUUACCUGACGUUCACGUUCUCCAAUCUGCUUGCACCGGCAGUGAUCAGUGUUAUCAGUUCGAAAUGGGCAAUGGUUAUUGGAGCUUUAAUGUACUGCCUCUUUAUGCUUGGCUUCUUGUUCCUCAGUGCACCCGUUCUUUAUACACUUUCUGCGCUUGCUGGCUUUGGCGCUGCCAUGAUCUGGACUGGCCAAGGAACUUAUUUGACGGCCUGUUCACGGGCGGAUACAAUUGCGCGCAACAGUGGCAUUCUUUGGGCGAUGACGCAGUCGUGUUUUAUCUUUGGCGGACUGUUUCUGUUCUGUAUCUCCUUCAUGGGAUCAGUUCUUACUUCGGUGAAAUUGAUGUAUUCAUCGUUCGCUGGGGUUAGCUUCAUUGGUGGAGUUGCGCUAGCAUUGCUGCCAAUUAGUCUGGACUGGGACGAAAGCGUGGCGGAUGAUGGCGGAAGUGAUGUUGAUGUUGUGGAUGGCCGAAUCAGUUUUCAGACUCGUCCUGUACGUGGUGUGGUGACACCACGAGCAGUUGUUUCCUGGAAGGAUGAAUUUUAUAACACGCUUCGUGUUGCCAGUACCCGACGAAUGCUGUUACUGGCUGUUACGUUCAUUUAUACGGGCACUGAGAUGACAUUCUACACGGGAGUCUACUCGGCAUGUUUGGCAGCUUUUGAGCGGCUCAAAGACAACGGAUUCAUCAUCGCGUACAACGCUCUUGCUGUUGGAAUAGGGGAAGUAUCUGGUGGUCUUGCGUUUGGAAUUUUUGCGAAACGUUCGGUUGCAUAUGGGCGAAACCCGAUAAUACUAUUGGGCACGGUCAUUCAUCUGUUGGCAUUUUUUCUCAUUUUUCUAAAUAUACCGAUGGAAGCACCAUUGCAUAGGACAGAUGCCGAAGGUUACAUUGAGCCAAAUUAUGCGAUCGCUAUAUUUAGUGGCUUCUUGCUUGGAUUUGCUGAUAGUUGUUGGAGCACUCAAAUUUUUUCGCUUCUCGGUUCACUUUAUAGUAUCAAUAGUUCAAAUGCUUUCGCACUGUACAAAUUUUAUCAGUCGCUUGCCGCUUGUGCAAGUUUCUACUACGGAUCUUUGUUGCUUUUGCACUGGCAACUGCUCAUAUUGGCUAUCAGUGCCGUGCUCGCGGCAGUCUGCUUUUUUCCCGUUGAAUGGGAAGCUGCAGCAAUGGCGAUACCCCCUCCAAUUUACUCCUGA